AGGAGCGGCGGGAGCAGGAGCGGGAGCGGGCGGCGAUGGCGGGCCGGCGCGGGGCACUCAUCGUGCUGGAGGGCGUGGACCGCGCCGGGAAGAGCACGCAGGGCCGCAGGCUGGUGACCGCGCUGAGCGCCGCCGGCCACCGCGCCGAGCUGCUCCGCUUCCCGGAAAGGUCGACGGACAUCGGCAGACUCCUGAGCUCCUACCUGGAAAAGGAGAGCGACAUGGAGGACCACUCGGUGCACCUGCUGUUCUCUGCGAACCGCUGGGAGCAAGUGCCUUUAAUGAAGGAGAAGCUGAGCCAGGGCGUGACCCUUGUUGUGGACAGAUACGCAUUUUCUGGUGUUGCCUUCACAAGUGCCAAGGAGAAUUUUUCCCUGGAGUGGUGUAAACAGCCGGACGUGGGCCUUCCCAAACCAGACCUGGUCCUGUUCCUUCACUUAAAAUUGGCAGAUGCUGCCAUGCGGGGAGAGUUUGGCCUUGAGCGCUAUGAGAAUGGGGCUUUCCAGGAGCGGGUGCUGCAGCGUUUCCACCAGCUCAUGAAGGACACAACUUUGAACUGGAAGAUGGUCGACGCUUCCAAAAGCAUUGAAGAGGUCCAUGAGGAAAUCCGCACACUCUCCGAGGACACCAUCCGCACCGCAGUACAGAGGCCGCUGGGGGAGCUGUGGAAGUAAACCCAAGGCUGCCACUCCAUGGAGACGCCUGCUUCCUGCAGCCCCUCAAGAGGCGGAGACACUUGUCAAAGGCUCGUGGACACAGCCGUAUUCGUAUUCCACAUUUCAGGAGCUGUUUCACAGCAGCAGAGACCCACAUGUUGCCUUUUGUGAUCUGGGGCUGGGGUGCACCCAGGACCCCUGCAGGUAAGGACCCUGGCAGUGCAGACGCCAAGAAAUACGAUGGACCAGUCUUCCUCUGCUCUCUCCUUUAACCUGUAGAUAUUACUUUAUUAGUGUAUUUUCUUACUAAAGUUUAAUGAUUACUCUAUCUGAGCAGUUUCAUUGAGACCAUGGAAAUGGCAAUCAGUUGGAAUUCUGAAUUUCUUACAAGCAUUAAUAAAAAU
Messenger RNA from Cynocephalus volans (Philippine flying lemur), 1060 nucleotides. It is a transcript of the gene DTYMK, whose product is annotated as deoxythymidylate kinase. The transcript has 5 exons. Gene Ontology annotation, molecular function: nucleoside diphosphate kinase activity; dTMP kinase activity; ATP binding. Gene Ontology annotation, cellular component: cytosol; cytoplasm; nucleus. Lineage: Eukaryota; Metazoa; Chordata; Mammalia; Dermoptera; Cynocephalidae. The record is from RefSeq and is a predicted model, not a curated record. Bases 36 to 674 code for a protein of 212 amino acids. Gene Ontology annotation, biological process: dTDP biosynthetic process; dUDP biosynthetic process; dTTP biosynthetic process.